CAUAUAUGAUAGCUGCACCAGCUGUUCUUUCCAUGUUGAGUGCAUCUAAUAAUAACGAAGACAAAUAUUUUUUUAAGGAUCAGCGCCACCUAAAGAAGUGGUCCGUUAAGAGCUUUUUUGCAGCUAUAUAUAAAUAUACUAAAUCUAAAUUCAACAAAGCUUUUCAUAAAGAUAAAAAAUAUUAUUUAAACAGUCGCAAUAACAACGCGAUUUUUAUCGUGUUUUAAUAUAUCUUUUUCUUGGUUUGUUUCAAGUAAAGAGGCCACAACCUUAUUAAUAUUUUGACCAAUAAAAUUUCUAUGUGCGGUUUGUCCUUGUUUGUGAGCGCGUUAACUUCUUAAAAACACUUCGCUUUCUGUAUGAAAAACUUAAUUUUGAUCAUUCAUUAAUUAAUAUUGUUUAAAAAUUACUCGUUGUUUACGUGACGCUAAUAGAUUAAAUUAACAAAAUAGUUUUCUAUACACUUGCAAGGAUUUACGAAACUGCAUCAAAGAAGUAGCUAAUAUUUAAAAAAGUUGUAUAUAUGGUAUGAAUACGGCGGUGUUGUGAAAAUUUUAUGUUAUUAAAUCUACUGGAAAGGAUUUAAAGGAGAUUUAAGUUAAGUGCUCGAGGAGUUUAAAAAAAACAAGAGGAAAGACGUUUCAGUUUUCUGGCUAACUUAAGAUGCAUCCAGGACGCUUUCUUGUGUUCAUCUGUUUCCUGGCAACAUCAUUGGCUAUUAAGGAUGUGCCAUUCAAAUAUUUUAAUUCCACUGCUAUGAGAAGUCAUUUAACAAGUCUCACGGUUUUCAUCAAACAUUUUGGUAGCGCGGGGAAAUUCUUAGAGCCCCCAGGGCUUCUUGUUAUUAUUAAUUUGUUAUGAUUUUCCAACCUUUAUUUUCAGCGCCUGCUGAAUUGGUAACAUUUUUCACGUAUGUUUCUUGCACGAAGUUUUUGCUUCGGAAAGUUUUAUGUUCUAUGAAAAAUGCUCAUGAUGCUUAAUCCUGAUCAGAAUCGGUAUUUCAAUGUGACGUCAUGAAGAAGAGGGCGGUUUUUUUUGCUUUUCCCAGUAGUUAUUAAAGAAAAGAGAUAAAAAGAUUUUUUGUCGAAAAAAUUAGGUCACAUAUAUGAUAGCUGCACCAGCUGUUCUUUCCAUGUUGAGUGCAUCUAAUAAUAACGAAGACAAAUAUUUUUUUAAGGAUCAGCGCCACCUAAAGAAGUGGUCCGUUAAGAGCUUUUUUGCAGCUAUAUAUAAAUAUACUAAAUCUAAAUUCAACAAAGCUUUUCAUAAAGAUAAAAAAUAUUAUUUAAACAGUCGCAAUAACAACGCGAUUUUUAUCGUGUUUUAAUAUAUCUUUUUCUUGGUUUGUUUCAAGUAAAGAGGCCACAACCUUAUUAAUAUUUUGACCAAUAAAAUUUCUAUGUGCGGUUUGUCCUUGUUUGUGAGCGCGUUAACUUCUUAAAAACACUUCGCUUUCUGUAUGAAAAACUUAAUUUUGAUCAUUCAUUAAUUAAUAUUGUUUAAAAAUUACUCGUUGUUUACGUGACGCUAAUAGAUUAAAUUAACAAAAUAGUUUUCUAUACACUUGCAAGGAUUUACGAAACUGCAUCAAAGAAGUAGCUAAUAUUUAAAAAAGUUGUAUAUAUGGUAUGAAUACGGCGGUGUUGUGAAAAUUUUAUGUUAUUAAAUCUACUGGAAAGGAUUUAAAGGAGAUUUAAGUUAAGUGCUCGAGGAGUUUAAAAAAAACAAGAGGAAAGACGUUUCAGUUUUCUGGCUAACUUAAGAUGCAUCCAGGACGCUUUCUUGUGUUCAUCUGUUUCCUGGCAACAUCAUUGGCUAUUAAGGAUGUGCCAUUCAAAUAUUUUAAUUCCACUGCUAUGAGAAGUCAUUUAACAAGUCUCACGCAGAAGUACUCUUCCAUUUCCCGGCUAUACAGUAUCGGGAAAAGCGUUUCAAACCAAGAUUUGUUAGUUGUUGAGAUUUCAGACAAUCCAGGAGUCCAUGAGGAAUUGGAACCUGAAUUUAAAUAUGUUGGCAACAUUCAUGGUGAUGAAACCAUAGGACGACAAGUGCUGUUACAUCUAGUUGAAUAUCUUUUAACUUCUUAUGGCAAGAACAAGACGAUCACAAAUCUUAUUGAUACAACUCGUAUACAUAUCCUUUGUUCAAUGAACCCAGAUGGCUUUGACGCAGCAUUGAAAUAUGGAGGGAUAGGUCGGACUAAUCUUAACAACAUUGAUCUGAAUCGGAAUUUUCGCGAUCCCUUUAAACCGCGAAUCAUACCAGUUCAAAAAGAAACCAGAGCCGUUAUGAAUUGGUUGGAACAAUAUCCAUUUGUUUUGUCAGCAAAUUUACAUGGCGGAGCGGUUGUGGCAAAUUAUCCCUAUGAUAACGCGCCAAUGUCCGAUACACGAGACGGAAAACCUGUUAAUUCUUUGUCACCCGAUGAUGACGUGUACAGACAUGUGUCACUGGUUUACGCUAAUUCCCAUAGCACAAUGCAUUCUGGGAGAGCGUGUAUGAACGAUUAUUUUCCACAGGGAAUAACAAACGGUGCUGAAUGGUAUAUCAUUAUUGGGGGUAUGCAAGAUUACAACUAUAGGUAUACAAACUGCUUUGAAAUUACUUUGGAAUUAAGCUGUUUUAAGUUUCCUAAUGAACAUGCGCUACAAUCGUAUUGGAAUCAAAACAAAGAUGCUCUCAUUAACUACAUGCAGCAAGUUCAUAUUGGAAUCAAAGGUGUAAUCAAAGAUGAGGCAAACGAUACAGGAAUCCCAAAUGCAGUGGUCGAAAUAACCGGACGAGAGAAGAACAUCAAGGCUUGGUCAACAGGAGAAUAUUGGAGGUUGUUGUUACCUGGAAUUUACAACAUGAGAGUAUCAGCACCAGGAUACAUUACAAAAAGUAAAAUUGUAAAAGUGCAUCGAGGACUGAACGCUCAAAUAAUUAACUUCUCCUUGGAAAAAGGUUACAAUGAUCCAGCAGCUGUUGCUUCAAGAAGUUCAGCCACAAAUACAACGUUACCUUCUUUCUUAUUGGUUCUCUUACUCGUGCUGAAAUUUCAUCUGUAGGUUACGAACGUAUGAAUUGAAAACAGAAUGUUUAUAAAUAUAAAUAUAUAUACGAUGUGUGACGUAAAACAAAAAUUUCUUUCGCAUUGGAGUUUAAGUCUCUUAAAAGGGACUAAUUUUAUAGACCUUGUUCCCUGUAGCUAAUGUCUUUUUCGACUAGCAAAAGCCCACGAUUAGCAGUGUCAAUAGCAAUACCAGAUUCUGGUAAAGGGUAAAAAUUCUCUGAUCUAUGUUUUUAAGGAGCUGGACGAUAAAAAGAACAGGAAGCUAGAUUUAUAUGUUGUGUUAUAGGUAUCACGUGGUUUAUUUGCCAAUAUUUUAUACGAAAUGUUUUGUGCCUUUUUUAUCCUUGAAAGUAGAAAUAUAAUGUAGCAAAAAGUUAUGUAUCUAAUAAAGCGGAGUCAAUCUUUGUA
Hydractinia symbiolongicarpus is the source of this 3463-nucleotide messenger RNA. RefSeq names its product carboxypeptidase D-like. Gene Ontology annotation, biological process: proteolysis. Gene Ontology annotation, cellular component: cell surface. Gene Ontology annotation, molecular function: metallocarboxypeptidase activity; zinc ion binding. The transcript is spliced from 7 exons. Lineage: Eukaryota; Metazoa; Cnidaria; Hydrozoa; Anthoathecata; Hydractiniidae. Bases 1764 to 3050 code for a protein of 428 amino acids. The record is from RefSeq and is a predicted model, not a curated record.